AAAUAUUAAGAAAUUUCUUUGAAGAAUUGACUGUGACUUAUAUCGCGUGGAAACAAAAAAUGACAAUAAUUAUACAGUAAUUAUACAUCCUAGAUAACGUGCUAUCAGUAUUUUCGUGUGAUUCAAUAUAACGUAAUGCAGUUCAAGUGCAUUUCCUUUCACGUGUACGUUUAAAUGGAAAUUUCCAGCAGUAGAUGACAACAUAACCUCUUUGUCAGUGUUUAUGUUACAGAAUAAUAUUGAAAUAAAAAUCACUUGAAUUCCAUUUAUGAUAAUGCAACAAACGAUUUGCAGCUGUUUGAUAAGGACUUGAUUCGAUGAAACUGCACGUGCGAUAAGCAAAUGUUUCGCUUGUCUCAUGAGUUAUCUGUAUUAGAUAUUCCUCAUCAAGUUUAUAAAACAUUAUUUCCUGUAUUCCAAGUACAACGGAAAGGCUUUGUCAUAACUAGUAUAACAUAUACGGUGUAAGUCCAUGCUACCUUCAGAAGAAUGCAAACCGUAGAGAUGAACAGUAGCAAGGAGGAAUCCUGUCCAUUUCGCAACCUUAAAGAAUUGUAUGAUGGGCUAGAAAAUUUGGUAAUGUGGCCUAAGGUGACACCGAUGAAAGAGAUCACAGAAUAUGUUUAUCAUGGACUGGAGGUACAUUCCAAAAGCUUGAGAUUAAAUAAACUUAAAGUGGAUAAUGUGCCAAAAACUUUGCUUUGUCACGACAUGAAAAAUGGUUACCUCCAAGAUAGGUUCAUAAAUGGCUCCAAUUCAAACGAAGAGUAUUUAUUUUAUCAUUGGAGCGUUAUAGAUACAUUUGUUUACUUCAGCCACAAUUUUGUAACUAUACCACCUUACGGAUGGAUCAAUGCCGCUCAUAGUCAUGGAGUAAAAGUAUUGGGUACAAUGAUAACGGAGUACACCAACGGAGAAGAAAUUUGGAACUUGAUCUUGCGCUCUAAAGAAACUGUCAAACGUUUUGCUAAUGCGCUUGUUCAAAUAGCUAAAUUUUAUAAAUUUGAAGGUUGGCUAUUGAACAUUGAAAAUAAGAUUAAACUAGAAGACAUCGAUAAUCUUGUAUAUUUUGUCAAAUAUUUAACCGAUACCAUUCACAAAGAAAUUAUUCAUUCUGAAAUAAUAUGGUAUGACAGCGUAACGCAUACAGGAGAACUAAAAUGGCAGGAUGAACUUAACAUAAAAAAUAAAGACUUCUUUUUAAGUUGCGAUGGAAUUUUUUUAAAUUACAAUUGGACCGAUCAGAAAUUAAUAAACAGUUGUACGCUUGCAAAAGAUCUCGGCCGUGACAUAAAAGACGUUUACGUGGGUCUGGACGUUUGGGGCAGAGGCUGUCCCGGGGGUGGCGGUUUCAAUUCUGCCCAUGCACUCGAAAGGAUACGCAAACAAAAUCUGUCGGUUGCCAUUUUUGCUCCAGGCUGGACGCACGAAUAUUUCGGAGCGAAAACCUUCGAUCAAUUGGAGGAUAUGUUUUGGGCUCAACUUUUUCCUUUCUUAUACGUUCACAUUCCAAUCUAUGACAACGAAAAGUUUAGUACAUCUUUUUGUCGGGGCAGCGGCUCGGCCUACUAUCGUCGUGGUAUUACGCAGCUCGAGGAAUCCAACAAGAAACCAUUCUAUAACUUGUCCAUGCAAAAAGUGCAAAUUUCCGUACCCGUGCCGUUUCUAAAAAUUAUGGCUUUCACGGAAGAGGUCCAGUCCGUUGAAAAGGACGAAAACUCUACGAAGAAAGAAAUUCUUUACGUGUACGAAACGGAGAAAAGUUUCGUUCGGAUUUUAGGCAAUAACGUCAAUUUUCAGCCAAAAUCAGCAAUCACAAACGCGAAUCAUUUCAAGUUUUGCAACGAAUACUCGUACGAGGGUGGAGGUUGUCUUAAACUGAUAACUACAAAUCCUCUCAACUAUCACAGAUUGUUCCUAGUAUACAUCGAGUUUGAUCGAGAUAUACAAGGCUCCAUUGUCUACAAGGCAGAAGAAACGAGCUCGGAACAAAAAUCUACAGUCGAGGAGCCUGUCCUGAUAUUAGGCAAUGAUUCGGGCUUGAAAUCCAUCGCGUCUUACGAGAGCUUCGAGUUAGACGCAGGUUGGAGAAAGUGCAUUUACUUGACCGAUCUGAGAACCGUGAACGAGAUCGGUGUGAAGUUCUACAGGGAGAAUAACUGUUAUUUGGGAGAGAUCGCGUUGGAAGGGAAACACCGUCGAUACGGUGUGGCGCCUACGCGAAACGAACAACGGUACUCAAGACAAACGGCGCAGGUUGAAAAGGAGGGAAAGGUGAACGAAGACGGCGUCUUACCGGUGUAUGGUGAGCGGGAAAGCGGGAUAGAAAAAGGAAGGGAAAAGAGAGAGAGAAAGAGAGAGAAAGGCUGCUGGUACAACAUUCGCGAUUCCUUCUUUCAACUCUAAACGUUCCAGUCACGGUACGGACGUGAGAUCGACUGGUCGACUUUGACGUUCACUCGCUUGCCGACAUUACUCUCUCUCGCUUAUAUUCUAUAUCAUAAUUAUAUUAUUAAUCUACCCCUAUCGUCGGGGUGCGCGCGUGUUAUUUCAAGUGUAUCUUCAACAGUGUCCUCUGAUAUCGUUGCAUCGAACAAACUCAUUAUUGUUGAUCGUUCACAUUUCGGAGCUACCAGAUUCAGUUCAGAUUGCUGAUUGUC
Messenger RNA from Polistes canadensis, 2660 nucleotides. It is a transcript of the gene ENGase, whose product is annotated as cytosolic endo-beta-N-acetylglucosaminidase. Gene Ontology annotation, molecular function: mannosyl-glycoprotein endo-beta-N-acetylglucosaminidase activity. The record is from RefSeq and is a predicted model, not a curated record. Bases 490 to 2406 code for a protein of 638 amino acids. Gene Ontology annotation, cellular component: cytoplasm. Gene Ontology annotation, biological process: protein deglycosylation. NCBI's taxonomy places the organism in Eukaryota, Metazoa, Arthropoda, Insecta, Hymenoptera, Vespidae. The transcript is spliced from 9 exons.